AUGGAAUCUUUGAGAAGCCCGGAUCAGCCUUCAGCGCAGAAGAAGCGGCGCAGACCAGCCCUGGCAUGCGAGCAAUGCCGCCGUCGUAAAGUCCGCUGCGAUAGGAAUCUCCCCUGCAGCACCUGCGUCCGCUCUAAGCACGCCCUCUGCACAUACACCUCGCAGACAAAGCCGGCAUCUAGGAAGAGUCCCAAGCAUGGGGCUGAGGAUAACGGUGGUGCUCUCCACACUGCUCUCCGCCUGCCGGACCCUAUCCUCCCCGCGUCCUCAUCCCUGCGGGCGAGGCCCCCGAUCUCUUCCUCUUCCUCCGUCGAACCAAUCAUACCGACUUCUCGGCCCCUUUCAGAAGCCUCCCCCCGUACUCACAACCCCAGGACACUCGAUGGACACCCCCUCUUCGAUGCAACUAACCCUGGAGAACACUCCGGCCCCGCAGACUUUGGUACGUGGCGGCCCGUAAGAUCUACGCGUCCCCCGGCCCCCGUGAGCGUGAGGGCGGACACGGCCUCGACCCCCGGAAGCUGCCCCGGUUCCUCGUCGACGGUGAAUUCGCUGGUUGAUCGGGUGAAGCAGCUCGAGCAGCAGUUGUCGGAUCUUACCGUCAAGUAUGGAGCUCGGGAAGAAGAUGUAUCUCAACCUACUCCUGGUCUCCGAGAGGGGUUGAGAUAUAGCCGGGGCUGCGUCAGCAAGACUCGUUACUUUGGGCAGAGUCAUUGGAUGAACGCGGCUGAUAUGUUGUACCGCCUUGUCAAUUUUGCAAGAAAAUUCGAGAACCGUCGAUCAUCACAACUAUACGUCGACCUAGAAAAAUGCAAGAAGCUAGGCCGCAUCAUCAAAGCCCGCCGGACUCCCUCAUUCAGCACAAUCUCAACCGGCAAGAGCAUGCCCUCUCGAGAUCUAGCCGACGUCCUCAUCGACAACUAUCUCCGCACCUUUGAGUCCGUCCACCGCAUCAUCCACGUUCCAACCUUCAAGGCAGAUUAUGAAAAGUACUGGCUCAACCCCUCUGACGCGAGCGACUCCUUCAUCAUCACCAUGCAGUUGUGCAUGGGCAUCGGCGCCACGAUGCACGAUGAACGCUUCACCCUACGGAACUUGGCCAUCCAGUGGUUCUGGGAGGCCAUGUUCUGGCUCAUUACGCCUUGCGAGAAGUCCAAGAUGACCAUUCCCGGGCUUCAGAUCCGCUGCUUGAUGCACUACCUCCGUCACACGGCUAAUAUCGGCUGUGAUCUCACCUGGAUUGGCGCCGGUGCCCUCCUCAGGACUGCCAUGUACAUGGGACUGCACCGCGACCCCAAAUCGAUCAUCAAAAUGUCUCCAUAUCGCGCUGAAAUGCGUAGGAGGCUAUGGGUCACGAUCUUGGAGAUCACUCUACAGACGAGCAUCGACUCUGGCGGUCCGCCUCUCAUCUCAUUGGACGAUUUCGAUACGGAGUUACCGGCGAAUCUAGACGACGAGCAACUCGUCGAGGACGGUGAAACAGCCUUCCCUGUGCCCAGGGACCCGGGUACACAUACGCAGAUGACAGUACCGCUCGUAGUCUUCGGAACACUCGCAACUCGUCUGGCGGUAGCAAAACGCGUGAACGAAUUCCGAUCAGACACAGUCUACGAAGAGACUCUCCGUCACAGCAACGAACUGAGCAAAGCACUCCAGAGGAUGAUGCAACAGCUCAAGAUACACCCGGCCGUCACCUCUUUCCAGCUGCGGUACGUUCAGUUCCUGACGUACCGGCUGUUCUUCGCCCUCCACCACCAGAUCGCCCCGCUGGCGCUGCGGAACCCGGUGUACUACUUCUCUCGCAAGAUGGUCGUCGAUACGGCGCUGCGGUUGUGCGAGGUUGCUUUCCUGGCCCCGGAUAAGUCUGGCACAGGCGCCACGGUGAAGCCUGCGACGCCUUCGGAGGUGGAUUUCCAUCGGUUGACGAUUAACGGUGCCGGGUUCUACAGGUCUGUUCCCUUCCAGGGCGUCAUGACACUGGGGCUGGAACUUAUCAAUAUCAAGGAGGAGGAAGUGAGGAAUGGGCACUCAAUGAUCUACAGCGGCUCUGAGGAUCAGCUACGGGGUAUCCUCGAAGCUGUGUACGACUGGUCACGAAAUCGGAUCCAAUCUGGAGAGACGAACAUCAAGGGCCACGCGCUGAGUGUGCUGCUCAUUGCGCAUAUUCAUGGGUUGGAGCAGGGUGUCAACGAUGACAAGAUCGAGGACUUCUUUGAGGAGGCUUGUAAGGAGCGGGUAAAAGAGUGUUAUGAGUUGCUCUCGGAAUUGGCAGGGGGCGAUGUGAUUGAGGAAGGAGUCAGCAUGCCCGAUGUGCAUGAUUUGGAUAUGGACUUUGAUGCCGGAGUCGAUAUGCUUGGGGAUUGGGAUUGGGGCACAUCCGUGGUAGGUCUUCUUCCUUGA
Colletotrichum godetiae is the source of this 2400-nucleotide messenger RNA. RefSeq names its product fungal-specific transcription factor. Gene Ontology annotation, molecular function: RNA polymerase II cis-regulatory region sequence-specific DNA binding; DNA-binding transcription activator activity, RNA polymerase II-specific; zinc ion binding. Gene Ontology annotation, cellular component: nucleus. Lineage: Eukaryota; Fungi; Ascomycota; Sordariomycetes; Glomerellales; Glomerellaceae. Gene Ontology annotation, biological process: DNA-templated transcription; regulation of transcription by RNA polymerase II. The record is from RefSeq and is a predicted model, not a curated record. The transcript is spliced from 3 exons. Bases 1 to 2400 code for a protein of 799 amino acids.